Populus trichocarpa (black cottonwood) is the source of this 3080-nucleotide messenger RNA. RefSeq names its product pollen-specific leucine-rich repeat extensin-like protein 3. Lineage: Eukaryota; Viridiplantae; Streptophyta; Magnoliopsida; Malpighiales; Salicaceae. The record is from RefSeq and is a predicted model, not a curated record. Bases 117 to 2624 code for a protein of 835 amino acids. Gene Ontology annotation, molecular function: protein binding. The transcript has a single exon.
UCUUUCCUCAACCUCUCCAUGGCUGUAAUUCUUGCCUUCCUUUUCCCUUGAUAUUACGUCAUUCUCAUCUUCAUUCCCUCCUAUAAGCAGCCUUGGGCCUUCCAAGGUGGUCAUUAAUGGCGAACCCUCUCAGAGCCUUCGGCUGCUUUUUCUUUUUCUCCCUGCUCUUCUCUUCUUUCUCAACCUUCUCUCUUGCCUUAACUGAUGCUGAAGCAUCUUAUAUUGCUCGUCGCCAGCUCUUGACGUUAAAUGAAAAUAGUGAGCUUCCUCAUGAGUUUGAGUAUGAGGUCGAUGUGAAAAUAACCUUCGCAAACCAAAGGCUGAGGAGAGCGUAUAUUGGUCUUCAGGCCUGGAAAAAGGCAAUAUACUCCGACCCAUUUAACACUACUGGCAAUUGGGUUGGCGCCAAUGUGUGUGCCUAUAAUGGUGUGUUUUGUGCACCAGCUCUAGACGACCCCAGUCUGAGCGUUGUGGCAGGUGUUGAUCUUAACGGUGCUGACAUUGCUGGGCACCUUCCAGCUGAAUUAGGGCUUAUGACAGAUGUUGCAUUAUUCCACAUUAACUCUAACAGGUUUUGUGGUAUCAUUCCCGAGAGCUUUUCCAAGCUCACACUCAUGUAUGAGUUUGAUGUCAGCAACAACCGCUUUGUUGGUGAUUUCCCUUCUGUUGUUCUAUCCUGGCCAAGCCUCAAGUAUCUUGACGUCAGAUUCAACGAUUUCGAAGGUAGUUUGCCUCCAGAACUCUUCAACAAGGAACUCGAUGCUUUGUUCUUGAAUGACAACCGAUUCACAUCCACCAUCCCGGAGACAAUAGGCAACUCCGCAGUUUCUGUUGUCACAUUUGCUAACAACAAAUUCACCGGCUGCAUUCCACACAGCGUCGGCAAGAUGGCCAACUUGAACGAGGUCAUCUUUAUGGGCAAUGACCUUGGUGGUUGCUUCCCAGCAGAAAUUGGGCUGCUUCGUAAUGUGACUGUCUUUGAUGCCAGCCACAAUGGGUUCACAGGAAUCUUGCCGCCCAGCUUUGCAGGCCUAAAGAAGGUUGAACUCUUGGAUCUUGCCGACAACAAGCUGACAGGAUUUGUGCCUGAGAACAUUUGCAAGUUGCCAAGCUUGACAAACUUCACAUUCUCGUAUAACUACUUCAAGGGCGAGGCUCAAGCUUGCGUGCCUCCAUCAAGGAAAGACAUUGUGUUGGAUGAUACCAGCAAUUGCCUGUCUGACAGGCCAAAGCAGAAGUCAGCCAGGACAUGUUAUCCAGUGGUGAGCCGACCUGUGGAUUGCAGCAAGGACAAGUGUGCUGGAGGAGGAGGUUCUUCAAACCCUCAUCCAAAGCCCCAACCCACACCACCUACUUCAAAACAUGAACCAACUCCAUCUCCUCCCAAAUCUAUUUCUAUUUCUACACCAACGCCACCAUCAGCACGGGUCCCCACCCCUCAAACAGCAGAAUCACCAAAACCAGAACAUGAGUUGCCACAAACUCCGGUUGAACCUAUUAGGCCAUCGACUCCAAAGAUACCCUUACCGUCAUCUCCAUCAAUCAAUUCAUCUGUCCCAUCAUCUGAUCCAUAUAAUCCAGGAUCUGGUGGUCAUGGUGAGACACCAUUAUCACCAAAUUAUGCACCGUCACCUGAUUCAUUUGGUAACUCACCUAUUGGCCACCACGAUACACCACCAUCACUCUCUAUUAGUCCAUCAUCAUCAAAGAUACCUGUAUCACCAUCACCAAAGUCUGCACCAUCGCCUGAUGAUGAAUACAAUCCAGGAGCUGGUGGACAUGGCGAGACACCAUCAUCACCAUCACCAACCUCCUCACUAAAACCCGAGGCACCAAAAACAUCACCACAACCAAAAAUACCAGUUAUAAACCCUCACUCUCCAUCAUCAUCCCCACCACUUGUGCUCUCAACCCCUUCACUGGUCCACUCUCCCCCACCACCAGUUCACUCUCCACCACCACCUGUCCAGUCACCCCCACCACCAGUUCACUCUCCCCCGCCACCUGUCCAGUCACCACCACCACCACCACCAGUUCACUCUCCCCCGCCACCCGUCCAGUCACCUCCACCACCAGUUCACUCUCCACCACCACCCGUACACUCACCGCCACCACCUGUCCAGUCACCUCCACCACCAGUUCACUCUCCACCACCACCCGUACACUCACCGCCACCACCAGUUCACUCACCACCACCACCUGUCCACUCUCCGCCACCACCAGUCCAGUCACCCCCUCCACCUGUCCACUCUCCACCUCCACCCGUACACUCACCUCCUCCUGUCCAGUCACCCCCUCCACCUGUUCACUCUCCACCACCACCAGUACACUCACCCCCUCCUCCAGUUCACUCACCCUCUCCACCCGUACAAUCCCCCCCACCACCACCAGUACACUUACCUCCUCCACCAGUACACUCUCCACCACCACAUGUUAAAUCACCACCACCACCACGACCAGUCAAAUCAUCUCCACUUCCAAUUUUCUCUCCACCACCACCAACUGUAUUUCCUCAUCCUCCUCGUGCUUUUCCUCCACCACCCCCAAAUGAAGAUAUAGUCCUUCCACCAAACCUCGGAUUCCAAUACGCAUCGCCACCUCCACCAGUGUUCCCAGGCUACUAGUUAGUAUAUAUGACCAUUGUUUGUAGUGCCAAAAAGCUAACUAUGUACACAGCUAAAGAGAAACUUUGUUAGUUCAAUUUCUUGACCAGGAAAUAUAACCGUUUUGCUUUCCUUCUCUUCAUGGAAUGGAAGUUCUUGCUGUUUACAUUACUAGAGAUUCUCUCUCUCUCUCUCUCUCUCUGCUUUUUUUUUUCUUUCAUAUUCUCACUUCUCUCUAUCACUAUCCAAGAAAAAACAUGAGGAACCUGGAACAGUAUGUUACUACCUUGACAGUGACAAUGAAUUGCUUGUAAAUUACAUUUUCAAGGCUCUGAUAUGUAGAAGAGAAUGGCAGAAGUAUCUUUUCUUUUUUCCUUCCAAUGUCACAUUACUGUUGUUUUUGUACUCAGUGUGUCUGCCAUUAAAUUUUUAUGCAUGAUGUUACUAUGAAAUGAAAGAUCAGAGCCAAUUCACCGA